AUGACUGGAACGGACUCCAGAGGUGCUAAUGGCGAGAUGGCUGGAGGUAGAGAGGCUGGAGAGCAGGGGGGAGUUGCUGGUGGUGGAGUGGGGACUCACCAACCAGCCAACCCUACGCUACCCUCGACUUCUACAACAUCUCCAACAACCGUGGAUCCCGUGAAGGCGUUCUCUAUCGAGAAAUUCAUGGGGGAGGACUACGAGCACUGGAGCUUCCGCAUGAGGCUGAUGUACACCCAAUACAAGCUAUUGGACCUGGUGGAGGGGAAGGAGAAGAUGUCGGAUUCCGCGGAGCUGAAAGGAGCGUGGAUGAAGCGAUCGUUCGACGCGUACAUGCUCAUGGUGCAAGCGGUUGGAGGACGACAACUUGACCACAUCAAGGACCUCUUGGGUGAUCCAGAGUGUGGCCCCAAGGCUUGGAGGAAGCUUCUGGAUGUGCACUCACGGACACAUGCUACCGGCAUCAGUGGCUUCAAGAAGAAGUGGAAGGGCAAGAACAAGGACAACCCUAAGGAGGAUGGCGGCGGGGGUCAAGGGGAGGUGUGCUUCUACUGCAAGAAGCGCGGACAUCGUUGGCGGAAGUGCUACCAACGACCCAAGGAUUGGACCCCGCCUUCAUCAAGCAACCAGCAUGGUGGCAAGAGGAGUGGGGGAGUCAUGGGAGCUAGUGGAGAGGAGAAGGAUGAGGAGAAAGGCGGCAAAUCUGAGGAGCGAAAGGCCAGGUUCUCUUCUUCGUAA
Messenger RNA from Closterium sp. Yama58-4, 738 nucleotides. NCBI's taxonomy places the organism in Eukaryota, Viridiplantae, Streptophyta, Zygnematophyceae, Desmidiales, Closteriaceae. The record is from the annotation of a GenBank genome assembly.